AUCCAAAUAUUAUAGUAAUCCUUAUCGAUUAGCUCAAUGAAAUUACAUUCGGAGUUAUCAAAGCUAAUGACAACACCAUCAACGGCAAAAACGACUCCUAAUACAAAGUUCCCAUAUACGGCACGACUCAAAACUCUUCAGUUUCAACUCUCUCUCUCAGUCCCAGUUCUCUGCAUGAAAACAUCUCUAUAUACACACACACAAAACGUAUACAAUCAAACAGUUUAUUUUUUUCUUUAUAACAUCAUAUAUAAAUAUUACAGUUCUCCAUUUUCUUUGAAUUCUCAAUGGCGGGUCUUUAUUAUACUUCUGGUUUUGUUUCUCGUUUGCUGUUUUUACUGACAGUUCUUUCUGUAUCACUCGCUGCUUUUGCUUUUGUUCUCCAAUGGCGUGGCGGGUUACCCGACCCAAGUACCCGAUGGGCACCCGAUGAUGAUCCCAUUGAGUUUCACGCCACGGGUGGGUCAAAACCCGUACGUUUAUCGGAUUCAUCCUCUUCUGGCUGUGAAGAUAUUCUUGGCCAGAGUCGUAUGCCUUCGUUUCCAUACUUCAAAGAUUGGAAGUUUAACUUCGGGUCAUCUUCCGGGUCGGAUCUUAAGCCUAAGAUAUCAAUCACUACAAGUACGUCCGCUGGCUUAGAGCAGAUACUACCCUGGUUAUUUUAUCAUAAGGUUAUUGGGGUAACAAACUUUUUCCUGUUUGUGGAGGGAAAAGCUGCAUCCCCCAAUGUAUCUAAGGUGCUAGAAUCAAUCCAAGGAGUAAGAGUAAUAUAUAGAACAAGAGAACUAGAAGAUGUACAAGCCAAAAGUCGGAUCUGGAAUGAAACCUGGCUAGCUGGAUUCUUCUACCAACCAUGCAACUACGAGUUAUUUGUUAAGCAGACUCUUAACAUGGAAAUGGCCAUCGUCAUGGCAAGGGAAGCUGGCGUGGAUUGGAUUAUUCAUCUUGAUACUGAUGAGCUAUUACAUCCAGCUGGAACUAGUGAGUAUUCUUUACGGCGACUUCUGGCAGAUUUACCUGAAGAUGUUGAUAUGGUGGUCUUUCCUAAUUAUGAGAGCAGUGUUGAGAGAGAUGAUGUAAAGGAACCUUUUAGUGAAGUCUCAAUGUUCAAGAAGAAUUACGACCAUCUCCCGAAAGAAACUUACUUUGGAAACUACAAGGAAGCAACCCGUGGUAAUCCUAACUACUUUUUGACUUAUGGAAAUGGAAAAUCAGCCGCACGAGUUCAAGAUCAUCUUCGUCCUAAUGGUGCUCACAGGUGGCACAACUACAUGAAAAGCCCAAAAGAGAUAAAACUGGAUGAGGCUGCUGUUCUGCAUUACACAUACCCCAAGUUUUCAGAUUUAACUUCACGACGAGAUCGUUGUGGAUGUAAACCUACAAAAGAAGAUGUGAAAAGAUGCUUCAUGCUAGAAUUCGACAGAGCUGCUUUUAUAAUAGCUUCAACUGUGACAGAGGAGGAAAUGCUUCAGUGGUACCGUGAACAUGUUGUUUGGACCGAUAAAACACUUAUUCGGAAACUUAUCAAGAAGGGCAUAUUGACACGCAUAUAUACUCCCAUGGUCAUUAUACAGGGAUUGAAGGAAUCUGGCGUUUUCGCUUCUGUUGUUGCUUCAGCACAUAGAAAUAUCAUAAAAGAAGAGUCUUUAUCUUCUACUGGAAACAGAAACGCCUCCAGAUAUCCUCAUAUUACUGAUACAUUUCCGAGAAAGAUGGGUCGUAUAUUGGAACCUCAAGCAACUGCAAGGAAAUUCCUGGAAUUUAGUGAAACUGAUCGUCAGGCAAUUUCACCCCAAUCGCCUCCUGGCAUGGACGGAAUUCACCUCUACAAAAUACCUUCUGUACAAUAACUCUUCUUGAAGAAAAAUUCUGCUAUACCCUUAGGAAGAUAGCUGCACGAAAUUCUUUCGUACCGUGAUGGUGAGGUACAUGAGUUGUGUCUUGCAUAGUGAUAUAUACUCUUGGGAAAUUGGUUUGCAUAGAAUUGUCUGAGUAUCUAGCCAAGAACUCAGAUACACAUCUUAGAGCCACUCGGAAUCAUAGACUGAAGUAUUCUUAAUGAUUUUGGUCAAUUCUUUUUUAUCUUUCUUUUUAAUCCCCAUAUUUUCAACAUGAGCGAAAGCUAGGAAUUGUUCAAUUUUUAAUGUGAAUAUAUGACAGAAGGAUUUGGAGGAUACUAUUUUAAUUCAUGGGGUAGAUUUAUCAUAUUAGAUGUAUAAG
Molecule: messenger RNA, 2220 nt
Organism: Nicotiana tabacum (common tobacco)
Lineage: Eukaryota; Viridiplantae; Streptophyta; Magnoliopsida; Solanales; Solanaceae
Product: glycosyltransferase-like At2g41451
Biological process (GO): cellulose biosynthetic process; response to abscisic acid
Source: RefSeq, a predicted model, not a curated record